AUGGAUUUCGCGACCGGUCUCCCGGAGAUUGUGCAGGACUCGAGGCUGGAUGUCCGGUUCGCAAAUGAGGGACAGCGACGAUAUACUAUCCACCCGCAGGCUGCCACCAGGCGGUCUCGAUAUGUCGAGGAGCGAUGGGUCCAUGAGAAAGUCCUGGGCCAAGGUGGCCACGGCUCUGUAGACCUGCAAGUCAAGGACAUGGGCAGACCUGGGACACUCCAGCACCGAGCAGUCAAGAAAAUCAGGCUUCAGCAUGGGGAAGCCCGGCAGUCAAAGAUGAUUCAGCGAGAACUAGAGGCUAUCUUCAAGUUUUCUCAGGCGAGGUAUUCUGAGUUGUUCGUCCAGUCGUAUGGGUGGUUUGUCAGCGAGGGCCUGAUCCAUAUCGCUAUGGAAUAUCAUGAACUCGGAGAUCUGCAACAUUUCCUCGAUGAUGCCUCUCGGUGUCCAGGCAAGAGAUUGCCGGAGCAUGAUGUUCAUGAUAUAUCCCUUCAGGUGCUGGACGCCUUGUGCCUUAUGCAUGAACAAGGCUUCUCUCAUCGGGACCUCAAGCCAGCAAACAUUCUAAUCAAACAUCAACCCCCAAACCCUUGGUGGGUCAAACUGGGCGACUUCGGAAUCAGCAAGCGAGGUGGAGAAAUGUCACAACUGACAACCAUCGGAGGAACCCUAUCCUUCAUGCCUCCAGAGCUGCGUUUCCAGAGUAGCCGUCUCAGUACGCGCCCGUUUGCUGCCGAUAUGUGGAGUUAUGGUGAGACCUUAUACAGAAUGUUCACAGGCCAACCCAUGUUUGACGGGGACGCCUUACUCGAUUAUUGGCAAGGCCGUUCUUGUUUCCCAGAUGAAGGAUUGCGUCGUCUUCAGACCAGCAAUGCUGCCAUAGAGUUCAUCAAAAAGCUGGUGGUCCCCGAAUCAGAGAAAAGAAUUUCGUCAGAGGAGGCAUUGCAUGAUCCGUGGAUCGAUGCGCCUCCCCUACAGCCGCACGAGCAAUCUGAAUCUACUCAAAAAGACCAAACCCUUCCUUUCCGCCCACGGCCUGUGUCCAAUGAAAACUCAAACAUAACUGCCACUUCAACAUACUCUAAUGUUUGGCCAGAUGAACCUUCAGCCACGGUAACACAGCUGCGACAGCCAACCUAUUCAAAUCUCUGGCCUGAUUCUCGCUCCACGAACCCAACCUCUUAUGCAGGGUCGACUCAUGCGGCGCAUCAAACUGAUCUGCCUAGCAUUAACCCCUCCACGCAGAGCCGUCCGGACUCUCAACCAUCGGCCAGCUACAGUUCAGUCCACAUGGCCCUAGGUGUACCCGGAAUCUAUCACCAUACAUUAGAGAAGUGCCGAAAGCUAAACGGCAAGGCAGAGACAGCCUUCAAAGAUGAGAACUACCAACUGGCUGAGACGAUAUACCGAGACGUUUGGAAAAUCAAAACGCGGACCUUUGGAAGCGAUCACCCCGAUACAGUGAACAGCAAGAUGAAACUUGCAGAGGCAAUGGCAGAGCAAGGCAGCAACCAGAAACUGAUUAUGGCGGAGUCAAUGUUUCGAGAGGUUUGGCAGCUGAGAAAAGCUGCAUCGGGGAAUGAACAUCGCGAGACGCUCCUCGCCGAGCAAAAUCUGGCGAGUGCCUUGAGUUGCUUGGACAGGGACGAUGAAGCCGAGGGAAUGUUCAGGGGGUUGCUUUCAGCACAAAGGAGGACAUUGGGGGAUGAACAUGAUGACACGCUCAAGACGAUGAAUGGGCUUGCUGACUUGCUCCUGAAUGGCGAGGAGAAUGGCAAUGAGGAAAGAGUGAAAGAAGCGGCUGAACUCUUUGAACAAGUUCUCAAAAUUAGGGUUGGAGCACUUGGAACUGAGCACGAUGAGACGGCUUCUGCAAUGCAAAAGCUUUCAUCUGCCUAUUUACAGCAACGAUUCUUUGGCGAGGCCGAGUCUCUCUCUAAAGAUGCGUUGCACAUCAUACAUACCAAGCACGGCAGAGACCACAAGAAAGCUUUUGAUAUCAUGGAGGGACUUGCUGGUACGCUUCACAUGCAAGGCAAGGCCGACGAAUGCGAAGAGCUCCUCCGCGAGCUUGUCGAGGUUAAAAUACGCGUGUUAGGUGAGGCGCAGGCCGUUUAUGCGAUUGAUGGCCUUGCAGUACAUCUUAGCAGGGAAGGCAAGAAAGACGAAGCAGAGAAAUUUUACAGAAAGGCUCUCCAUAUUCUAAAGGAUGAGGAAAGGGUUGACCAACGUACACUCGCCAUCAUGGAGGCCCUAGCGAUGUUGCUUUUUAGUCAGGGUAAAGAGGAAGAGGAAGCAAAAAGUCUUUCUCGGGAAGUCGUCGACAUUCACAAAAAGCUCGAUGGCGUUGAACAUCCCGCUACGCUUCACAGCAUGCAUGUCCUCGCGAAACUCCUGUUCGACGAGAUCUCUGAAACAGGAGGCGAAUCAUUAUCCAUACUUGAAGAAGUGGUCCAUCUUCGGCAGAGAACUCUAGGUUUCGAACAUGAAGAUACACUGCAGGCUAAGGUCGAUUUGGCUCAAGUAUAUUCAAAGAUGAAGGAGUAUGAAAAGGCAGAAUCAACUUAUAAGGAAGUCAUCCGGAUUCAAAGGAGAGAAUUGGGUGCCAAACACCCACAUACGCUUGAUACUAUGAGUAGUCUGGCCAAUUUCCUAACAAGGAUCGACCGGAUGCCCGCAGCAGAGACGAUUCUGCGAGACGUGAUCGCUGGGCGUCAACAGGCAUUAGGAGAAUCACACCCGCGUACAAUUAAAAGCAUGAAAUCCCUCAGAAAAGUGCUCUCAGAACAGGGACAGCUGACUGAUGCCACAAGAGUGGCCGAGAAGAUUGUUGAACUUCAAAAAAAGAGUCUCUGGUACUAUAUUUAA
This is a messenger RNA of Clonostachys rhizophaga, 2865 nucleotides long. NCBI's taxonomy places the organism in Eukaryota, Fungi, Ascomycota, Sordariomycetes, Hypocreales, Bionectriaceae. The record is from the annotation of a GenBank genome assembly.